This is a messenger RNA of Scatophagus argus, 5920 nucleotides long. It is a transcript of the gene acap3b, whose product is annotated as ArfGAP with coiled-coil, ankyrin repeat and PH domains 3b. The record is from RefSeq and is a predicted model, not a curated record. NCBI's taxonomy places the organism in Eukaryota, Metazoa, Chordata, Actinopteri, Scatophagidae. The transcript has 24 exons. Gene Ontology annotation, cellular component: cytoplasm. Gene Ontology annotation, molecular function: protein binding; GTPase activator activity. The coding region runs from base 792 to 3317 and encodes 841 amino acids.
UUUUUUUAGACAGAUCAUUACUGCACAAUACACUGUAAGAAAUCUGACAAGGUUUAUAUAUGGAUAUAUAUUAGUUCUAAAGGCUAAUAUGAUUUAGGUUGUCACAAUGGAUAUUAGAGUUACCAAAUGUUUUAGACACGUGGGUUCAUUAGGCGUAUUUUAUAAUAUGGCAGGCAAAAUUAUUAAGGAAGUGUUCCACAGUUGGAGAUGACAGUAGGCUGUUUAACCACUGAGCUUUUAUUCUACCGAUUGGCUGCAUUUAAGAUUUGUCAGAAUAACUGGGGAAUGUAGUAACUAUUCAAAUGUAGCCUAAUUCUGAAAUAUGACUCAUAUUCACCUUAUUUGUCUCAUUAAAAAUUGUACAUGGACUAGCCUACUUGUUCAGUGUACAGACACAUCAGUAUUACUGUAACACGGGGAGUGGUGAUACUGUCUGGAUGUACACCAGUCAGGUUUUACCUUCUUCCAAGUGACUUUCAUCCUCCUAUGAUUCCGCCUGAUUUCCCGGGGUGUUGCGGCGGUUCGUAACUAGUCGGCGCUCUCCUCUCCUCUCUCAGUCUCCACGGCGCAGCUACGCCUCCCGCCCGUCUCGGCAGCAGCGGCAGCAGUGUAGUAGUGAUCUGCCUGCCGCUCGCUGUGCUCGCAUUUUGUGUCACGGUGCCACCGGGUGAAGAGCGACAGACUGCUGCGCGUCAGGGGAUACCAGUCACCAUCCGCAAGGUUCAAGCGACAUCCCGCCGCGGGCAAUGACAUUGGCAGACUGAAGUGGGAAUACACGAGAAAACGCAAAAAUGACGGUGGACUUUGAAGAAUGUAUAAAAGAUUCACCCCGUUUCAGGGCUGGCAUUGAUGAUGUGGAGACAGAUGUGGUGGAGAUUGAGGCAAAGCUUGACAAGCUGGUGAAGCUAUGCAGCGGGAUGAUCGAGGCCGGCAGGGCCUACGUCAGCGCCAACAAGCUCUUUGUUAACGGCAUCAAGGACCUGUCCCAGCAGUGCAAGAAAGAGGAGAUGAUAUCGGAAUGGCUUGAAAAAUGUGGAGAAAGCCUCCAGGAGAUCGUCAACUACCACAUGAUUUUGUUUGACCAGGCUCAGAGGUCAAUCAAGCAGCAGCUUCACACCUUCAUUAAAGAGGAUGUGCGUAAGUUUAAGGACACCAAGAAGCAGUUUGACCGAGUACGCGAGGACAUGGAGCUGGCCCAGGUGAAGAACGCCCAGGCACCCAGGAACAAGGUGCAUGAGGCCGAAGAAGCCACGCAGGCCCUGAUCCUCAGCCGCAAAGCCUUUAGACACCUGGCCUUGGACUAUGUGCUACAGAUUAAUGUGCUUCAGGCUAAGAAGAAGUUUGAAAUCCUGGAUGCAAUGCUGUCCUUCAUGGGUGCCCAGUACUCGCUGUUCCAGAAAGGCUUUAGCAUCCUGAAUGAGAUUGAUCCCUACAUGAAAAAACUGACUACGCAACUGGAUCAGCUGGUCAUCGACUCGGCCAUGGAGAAGAGGGAGAUGGAGCACAAACACGCCCUCAUCCAGCAGAGAACUCUGAUGCAGGACUUUUCUUAUGAUGACCCCAAGUUAGAAUUCAAUGUGGAUGCACCCAAUGGUGUGGUCAUGGAGGGCUACCUCUUCAAGAGGGCCAGCAACGCCUUCAAGACCUGGAACAGGCGGUGGUUUUCCAUACAAAACAGCCAGCUGGUCUAUCAAAAGAAACUCAAGGACUCUUUGACGGUAGUGGUGGAGGACCUGAGGCUGUGCUCUGUAAAACCAUGUGAAGAUAAUGAGAGGAGGUUCUGCUUUGAGGUGGUGUCACCCACUAAGAGCUGUAUGCUGCAGGCUGAGUCUGAGAAGCUGCGUCAGGCUUGGAUCCAGGCAGUCCAGGCAAGCAUUGCCUCUGCUUACAAAGACAUCACAGACAAUUAUUACAUUGAGCGUUUGGACCGGACAGCUUCACCCUCCACCAGCAGCAUUGACUCUGCCAGUGAGCCCAGAGAGAGGGGGGAGAGGGCUGAUAGGGGAGUUCGGGGAGGUGGGGAGAGCCUCCUCCAGAGGGUGCAAAGCCUGCCGGGCAACGAGCUGUGCUGUGACUGUGGCCAAACGGCUCCCUGCUGGGCCUCCAUCAACCUGGGGGUGCUGCUCUGCAUCGAGUGCUCAGGGAUCCACAGGAGUUUAGGUGUCCAUUGCUCCAAAGUGCGUUCACUGACAUUAGACUCGUGGGAGCCAGAGUUACUCAAGCUCAUGUGUGAACUGGGGAACACUGUGAUCAACCAAAUUUACGAGGGAGCCUGUGAGGAACUGGGAGCGAAAAAACCAGGACCAUCCAGUUCAAGACAGGAGAAAGAGGCCUGGAUCAAGUCUAAAUAUGUGGAGAAACGCUUUCUGAAGAAAAUGAGUGGGAGCGAGGCGUUGGUAGAGGGUGAGAGGAAGUCUCGGCCCUGGACGGUGAAGAAGUGCCAGCGACACAACAGCUCAGUUCGGGCCCCCAACAAGGCCCGCAGGAAAUACCAUCGCUACGAGCCGGGCAGCGCUUCACCUGCAACCCUCUCAGCAGCAGCUGCAGCAAAGUUCCGUCGGGACUCCCUGUUCUGUCCAGACGAGCUGGAUUCACUGUUUUCCUACUUUGACACUGGUUCUGGUCCUCGCAGUCUUAGCAGCGACAGCGGCCUGGGAGGAAGUACAGACGGCAGCACGGACAUCCUGGUUUUUGGCUCAGUGGUGGACAGUGUCACAGAGGAAGAAGAGGAGUCAGAGGAGUCCUCUAGUGGUGAGGUGGAAAUCGAACAGGAAGUGUCCUCAGACCCUGAAGACCCCCGGGAGCUCCAUCCCGGGGCGCUGCUCCAUCGAUCUUCUCGUCUACACAACCUGCCGCUCAUGGCAGAGGCGCUGGCACACGGCGCUGACGUACACGCUGCGAGCGAGGAAGAGGAGGGGAAAACGCCGCUCAUUCAGGCUGUAAUAGGGGGCUCGCUGAUAGCUUGUGAGUUCCUGCUACAGAACGGAGCUGAUGUGAACCAGAGGGACAUGAGAGGCAGAGGCCCGCUGCACCACGCCACCUAUCUGGGACACACUGGACAGGUGUGUCUAUUUCUGAAGAGAGGAGCGUCACAGACGGAGGUGGACGAGCAGGGUCAUGAUCCCUUAAGUAUCGCAGUGCAGGCUGCCAACGCAGACAUCGUUACCCUAUUGCGUCUGGCGCGGAUGAACGAGGAGAUGCGAGAAGCGGAGGCUCCACUUGGUCAACCAGGUCAAUACAACAGCAGCAGCCCCACUGAGCAGCAGUAUAGGAAGUGCAUCCAGGAAUUCAUCUGCCUCACAAUAGAGGAGAGCUAGGGGUCACUUCUGUAUCCAGGAGCAGAGCUCGUGCUCUCUCUCUAACCAUAUACAUAUAUUCCUCCUCACUGGGAACCUAAAAUAAUGUAGAUGAAGUUGCCCCUAGACUCUGAUCUUAAGUCUUUUACUUACGAUCUGCGCUUAUGGGCAACUUCUUGGGGUUGUCUGAGGAGAGAACAGCACACCGCUUACUCCUUAUGGGUGGGUGGCGUUCGUGGGGAGGGGGUUGUGUCAUGGGAAGACGCCUGGUGGACCUUUUUAACUCUACUGACUCUCCAUUUUUUUCUGCAUCACCACUAUGUCUCUGCCUGCCAUUACUCAGCACCACCCAUGCUACGCUAACUACAUGACACACACAGAGUAAAGUGACAUCUGCUUUUUCUUGGUGUUUUGGCGAACAAGGUUAUCCUCUAACUUAUCGUAACGUGGUAUAAGCUCUUGUGUGAGGGUGUGGGUUUACUGUUGCCUCACAGCUCUUACCUCUGAAGAAUCUCGCUGCAUUAACUCCCUACCCUUUACAUCUAUCCAAACCACAUCCAACUUACCCAUCUCUUCUUAAUCAGAGAUGUAAAUAUAUAUAUUUAGAAGUUAAAUGGGUAAUCUUUAAACUAUGUACUGUGGCAUGAGGUGAAAAAAAUGGUAUUUGUUCCAUUACUAGAAGAAAAUGAGCAACUGACAAGCUGCAGUAGAGGUGGGCAGACUUGUUUACUGUGUAUAAAGUGGGGUCAGGAAAGGAGAUUUAAUGUAAAACUGUGACAAAGAUACUGAAGGGCUUAUGGAGAAGAGACCCUUGCCUGCUUUGUAAGAUACUGUCAGACAUGGUGUGUGAGUGAGUGAGCGAGUCGAAUAAAUGAGUGCAUGUGUCAAAGAAUACUGACAGACAGAGUUAAAACGUAUGAUGCUAUGAUACAUUAUGUAAAGGAGAAAAAAAAACAGAAACUGUGCACUUUUCCCAUCUACAGUAUUAUAAUUUUAUUUUCAUUCAGGUAGUUUUUACAUUGUUCUUGUCUAGUCAAAUUAUCUAUUGUCUAUUCUAUUUAUGUUUUUCUCCCCAGAGGACCAGUGCAAUGCAUUCAUGGCUGCAGUUUGUUUGCAUAUCUAUUAAUGAUUGUCAUUUUAAUUUGAGAGCAUUUGUUGGAGUUUAUGAGAGGAAGUCUUUUUAUUGUCAUGUAAUAGACAUUUUGUUUUGGAGUUUCCUGUUGGGAAUGGCCUUACGUUGAUUAUUGGCAUUCAAACACACAUCUGAAAGAGAUUUCAGUGCCCCUUCAAUGGAAAUUUGCUUUACAAUUAAUUGUUAAAAUCAACUGAGGUCAUUCAUUACUUAAGAGUGAGGAUUACACCUCGCCAAGUUGUGAAUGCGAAGAACAGACAAACCAGUUUUGCAGCGUAGAGAGGGAGUGUAUAAAACUGGAUUAACAUCUCACAAUUCAAUAAUUGUUCUGUCCACAGUCGCGGCAGAACAAAUGAUCCAUUUUAUUUUAAGUACUCAUCUAUUUUACAGUACCUGUGGUGAGAUAAAGGAGCACAUUUCUUUGGAACAGUUUACACACUCGUGGGUUCAAAGGACGUAUCUGACUCUUCCCUCCCAUUGGUCAGCGCUCGCCGCAUGCUUUGCCAGAAAUUAUUUUCGAGAGGUUCAACAUUGUUUGCAAUUUGAGCAUGAUGAAAUAUCUUUUAUGGUUUGAUCACAUCGUACAGUGCAGUCCUGUGGAAUAAGCAUGUAACCACCAUGACCCCUCUGGUGUUUCUUACUUUUUGCACCUCUGUGCCAUUCUUCUCUCCACGGACCAAAUCUGUGGUGACUUCCUCAUUCCUAUCUCUUUAUUUUUUAAGCUUCCACAAAAGGUUACAAACAGUACUUUUAUUAUUAUUUUUUUUAAAUGUUGUAGUUUAUUUUCCUCUGCCAAAGACUUUUUAAAGGGAAAGUGUCCUGACAUUGUUGUGUGAUUUUAUUUUGUUUUAUUUUGUUUCUGAAACUGAAACUGUUCAGCAUAGAUACAGCAUAGUCUUUCCAUGCUUUGUGAAGUGGUUAGAAACACUUUUGGUGUACUCACAUGUUCAAAAGAGGUUACGGAAAUGUGAUAUACCAGAGAGAUUUUGAUACAGCAGGUAAUAAUCUGCAAUAGUUCAGUGUACUGCGAGUAGAACUUCAGUCUAGGGGGUGAUGUGAUGCUACUGUGACCAAACUGUUCAGGGCCCUCGCCCUGGCGGUAGUAUUAAAUGUUGUGUCCAUUGUUUGUAUUGACAUAGGAGUGGUUAAAAGGUGCUGUUCAAAGCAAACAUCCUGUAAAUAGCACACUUGUGUAUUUUAUCUCGACGCCAACUGCCUGCCUCUCAGCAUUCAAUCACGGAACCCAACAGUCUGAUCUGUUUUAUGUUUGUCUUUUUAAUUCUCUUCCAAUGGAGAAAAAAAAAAAUUAAUAAUAGUAACAACCUGUCAGGCAGAACUGUAACACAGCGCUGCUCUACUUCUUCUGUGAUCUUCUGUUCACUGACAUUUGGAUAUGUUUGGAAUACUUUCUUCCUUGUCUUCAGAAGCACUGAGGGGAAAAAAAAAGAAACAAAAUGCAUACAAUAAAACUGAGAAACUAUUGAUGAACUAA